UGUUGUGCCAGUCAGAAAAACAAGAUCCAAGUCGAUGCUGUCGAGCCACCACCACGGCCUGCACAGCAUGGCAAGUGCGACCAACAACCAGCUCAACCUUGCAGAUGCAAAUGACGUCCACCGACGAGAGCGCGACAGGUUGCGACAUGGGGUACAUGCCCAAGCGCAUUUCACCGACGAUCCGCGAAGAAAACGGUCGUCGCUCCAUCAUCCGCAGCAUGACGACGACUCAAUGGAGCAGUCGUCGCAGCACCAUCAUCAGCACACGAUUCCUACUGCACUGCACAUGGACAUCCUGUCGGCACACCAGCAACACGAGUCUACGAUUUGGCGCCGUCGGUUUCCCGAAUCGAGUUGGCGGUCGCCAAAGCUCCGUCCGCCUUCGUCCUCCACCGCAUCCAACCAAGACGACGGUCAUAAACGUCAUCACCACAUAGGAUUAGACCUGUAGACAACACCACGCUGGAAAACGACUGUAAUACAUCACAACUAACUCCG
This is a messenger RNA of Aphanomyces astaci, 498 nucleotides long. RefSeq lists its product as hypothetical. The transcript has a single exon. The record is from RefSeq and is a predicted model, not a curated record. NCBI's taxonomy places the organism in Eukaryota, Oomycota, Saprolegniomycetes, Saprolegniales, Verrucalvaceae. The coding region runs from base 35 to 451 and encodes 138 amino acids.